GCCUUUUGAGAAUAUCCAAGUAGUGCAAUAUUGCAAUGAAGCCUGCGCACUAGCGCCUAUCAGCGCAGCAGGCUCUCUUCUCUGGUCGCUUGCAGCACACGCUCUGACGCUGUCUAAGUGGUUCACGUCCAGCGUCUAGACCGUAAUGCUACAUUGUUCCCCGUGGAAAGACCAGGAAGGGCGCAUUCAGCUUCCCAAAAGCGCUGGGAUCUCAUCUGAUAUUUCUUCUCAAGUCUAAGACACCAGCCAGAAUUGGUCUUUGCGGUGUGAGAGGCCAUGGCAUCAACUUGGAUUAUUCGGGUUUUGAGUGACAAGAAUGAAAGCAGCUGGAAGUAUCGAGGGGAGGGGGCCGCAAACGCUGUUGUCGCUUACACAGGUCCUGACAAGGACCUUGCAGGCAAAGUGUUGAGGAUUCAGAAGGCUGGCGUGAAAAAGGCCAGGCCUCCCGAACCGCAACGCUUUCGUCUGUCAGCGCACUUUGAUUUGAACAUUCAGAAUGAAACAGACAGCGGGGAAGCUGGUAAACUUCAACCAGUGGAUAGUGCAUCUGUCGGUUCUGGAGGUGUCGGGAAGGUUUCUUCUCCGCUGCUGAAUGGUUCACCACUUCGACAUCAGAAGGUUGGAGGUGGUCGAGCAAACGGUGUAGAGGCUGCUCCUUUAGUUGACGAGAUCGAAGAUACGUCAAAGCCUGACAUUCCAGAAAGAGAAGUAUCAGCAGGCCCCCUCUUGGAGCCCCUUGAGCAGGAGAUCUGGGCAAGAUUCCCAACGGUUGCUGCUGCCAAGACUGCAGUGGAGUUGGUGCAUGAGUACGCCAGGCACGUGAUGGGACCGUUACUUGGGGAGGCGUUCGUGGACCCUGGGGUGCCUGUACCUGCUGAGGAUGACUUCCUUAAGUCGCUAACGGCAGUUGUUGAAGGCAGCCGUCCCGGGAGGUGGCAAAAGGAGGGCCCCUUGCGGUUACAGAGCGGUUGGGCAUUGCUUAUCACUGACCACGCAGCAUCACCAGGGGAAACUUUUGCACUCGCGAAUGGACAAGAAGGGGGGUCGUUUCAACGAAGGGGCCCGUCUGUUUGUGUUGAGAUUAAGCCGAAAGCAGGCUUCCUGCCAACCUCCGAGUGCAUCUCCCCUGCCAAUCGGGUGAAACUCGAGAAGACGAGAUACGAGUUGAUGCAGCAUUUGAAGGCCGAACAAGGAAAGGUCGAUGCCAUCAGCUCUUACGACCCCCUCGACCUCUUCUCCAUGCAUCCGAGCCACGUCAUACGAGCGAUCGACUCCCUCUUCGACAAUCCGCAGAACAAUCUAAGGGUGUUUAUCAACGGCGAGGCUAUCAAACGGACGUCUAGAGAGUCCUCAGAAGACACUGGGGCGCUCGCAGGACUCGAGGAAGCUCUAGAAGGGUUCUGCGAAACUGCUGAUGGGUUGAGGGUAGAAGUGUUGAAGGAGCUGCUGGUACAGAGACUGGCUGGAUCGAUCCUCCUGGAACGGCUCCGCAGCGCGCAGAUGCUGGACCGGUUCGACAUCGAGGGCGUCAUACAUCUGUACUGGGCCCUCUGCGGAAGUCCGUCCGACCGGGUGGCGCCCAAAGAGCUUCCCGACGCCACGAAACGGCUUCUCAGCCUGCCCCGGGAGUCCCAGCUCGAUGUUCUGAGGGAAUUCUUGAUUGCGGCGACUGCCAAAGACUGCGGACUGAUGCUGACGUUCGAAGCCGUUGAAGAGGAGGUUGCUCAGCAGUUCCGCUUUUCGGAGGCCUCGCCUACGGGGGUUCUGAAGCUCCGGGGAAAGUCCUAUUUCUGUAAGGUUGCCUAUGUUGAUUUGGACCUGAAGUCGUUCAGAAAGAUUCCAAAGUACUGGGAACUAGAUCAGCAGAUUGUUGCCGCUUAUAAGACCGGGACACAGGAGGUGUAGCUCGCGAGUUGUAGAAAAGGUUUCCAAGGUUGACCAGUGCCCAGGUUAAAUUGCCUAGAUCCAAUACGCUUUGCUCGAAACCCUUGUAUUAUAUCGGUUUGAUUGAAAUGUGAACAGAUUGACG
Messenger RNA from Klebsormidium nitens, 2029 nucleotides. NCBI's taxonomy places the organism in Eukaryota, Viridiplantae, Streptophyta, Klebsormidiophyceae, Klebsormidiales, Klebsormidiaceae. The record is from the annotation of a GenBank genome assembly.